This is a messenger RNA of Naumovozyma dairenensis CBS 421, 2118 nucleotides long. It is a transcript of the gene MAM3, whose product is annotated as Mam3p. Gene Ontology annotation, biological process: magnesium ion homeostasis. NCBI's taxonomy places the organism in Eukaryota, Fungi, Ascomycota, Saccharomycetes, Saccharomycetales, Saccharomycetaceae. The record is from RefSeq and is a predicted model, not a curated record. Gene Ontology annotation, cellular component: intracellular membrane-bounded organelle. Bases 1 to 2118 code for a protein of 705 amino acids. The transcript has a single exon.
AUGUCCUCGCCGCGAACUACACCUCUCCAGUCAACAAGAUUAAUCCUUAUCGGUUAUUUAUUAAUGCUGAUACCUAAAAUCUAUUCCUUACCAUUAACCUGGUCUCGUAUGUCUUCUAUGGCAACGCCGUCAUCUUCACCAGCAGCAUCCCCUCCUCCAUAUGAAGAUACCACGGAUAUAACUACAUACGGGAUCAUUUCUGCUAUAUUAGUAGUACUAGGUGGUGUCUUUGCCGGAUUAACCCUGGGUUUAAUGGGCCAAGAUGAGGUCUAUUUGAAAGUCAUUAGUACGUCAGGGACACCCACCGAAAAGAAAUUAGCAGCGAGAGUUUUAUCAUUGAUUUCAAGGGGUAAACAUUGGGUACUUGUCACUUUACUCUUAUCAAAUGUUAUCACUAAUGAAACGUUACCCAUCGUUUUGGACAGAUGUCUUGGUGGUGGAUGGCAAGCUGUCCUUUCCUCUACAGUUUUGAUCGUUAUCUUUGGUGAGAUUAUUCCUCAGAGUAUUUGUGUAAAGUAUGGUUUACAAGUUGGAGCUUUCUUCAGUCCGUUUGUGUUGCUUUUGAUGUAUGUUAUGUACCCUGUUGCUUAUCCUAUUGCUACCUUGUUGGAUUAUUUGUUAGGUGAAGAUCAUGGGACGAUAUAUAAGAAAUCUGGAUUGAAAACUUUGGUUACUUUACACAGAACUAUGGGUGUGGAAAGAUUGACCCAAGAUGAGGUUACAAUAAUAUCGGCCGUCUUAGACUUGAAAGAGAAAAGCGUCAAAGAAAUCAUGACUCCUAUUGAAAACGUAUUUACAAUGAGCGCAGCUACCAUUUUGGAUGAUAAGACUGUCGAAUUAAUAUUCAAUUCUGGGUUUUCACGUAUUCCAAUUUAUUUACCAAAUGAACCAAAUAACUUUAUUGGUAUGUUAUUAGUGAGGGUUUUGAUAUCUUAUGAUCCCGAUGAUGCUUUACCGGUGUCUCAUUUUCCGUUGGCUACUUUACCUGAAACUUCACCAAAUACUUCAUGUUUAAAUAUUUUAAAUUAUUUCCAAGAAGGUAAGUCACAUAUGUGUAUUGUCAGCAAGGAUCCAGGAUCUUCACAGGGUGCUAUUGGUGUUUUAACUUUAGAAGAUGUCAUUGAAGAACUGAUUGGUGAAGAAAUUGUUGAUGAAUCUGAUGUGUUUGUUGAUAUUCACCAACAUAUCAUGCGUUCUCAACCGGGUCCAUUAAGUAAGAGACAUAUUACGUCAUAUUUACAUCACUUGUACACAGAUUCCCAUAGAAAACAUCAACAAGAUGAAGCAAAUUCUCUGCUGGAAGGACCUCAGGAGCAACAAGGAUCAGAUAAUGAAGAGGGUAGCAAGAAGAGAAGUGAAAGUCAACCAUUACUACAUACGCCUAAUAAUUCUCAUGAUGUUUUGAAAGAAGGAUACUCGUCGACAUUAAAACCAUCUAUCUCAAUUGCAAGUCCCACAGGGAAUGGACAUACUAAUCAUUAUAGAUCAAGAAUCUUCUCAACGCCUUCAACGUCAGAAUUUCAACAGCAUAACCAUAGUAAUUUAGUCUUACCUUCUAAUUUAGCUUCAAACCCAUUAGAUAUCAAAAAACCAUUUGUUACUAUCAAAAAACCAGUAGAGAAUAUUCAAAAACUGACAGAUGACGAAAAUGCUUUGUUAAAGAAGCAUGCCAAAUUAGCUCAUGGAGCUAUGGAAUAUGCUAGUCAAUCAGGAGAGGCAGUUCAGGUAACCACAUCCAUGACUACUAACACUCCAACCAAAGACAUAACUACACCGGCGAAUUCAAGUAGUAGAAGUUGGCAAUCAAGUGAUCCUAAAACUGAUAAUAAGUCCAUCAACAGCCCCCGAAGGAGCCCUAUCAAUAAAAAUGUGACAACAAUUUCAUCUUCUUAUCAAUCCACUAAGAAUGGUAUCGUGGAAUCUGUCAUUACGGUGAAAGGGGUACCGAAAACAAUCAUCGAACCAGCUCAUAAUUGGGAUGAUUCCAGUCAUUUAGAAACUACCGGAAGUGAUAGAGAUAAUAUAAGUCAAAGAUUAAUUCUUCAAAAAUCUCCAUCUUCACAAAUUGAUGAAAUUUCUGUCUCUCCGAACACAAGUAUUCAUAAUGAAAGCGAAUGA